AUGAAGAUGAUGAAUGCUGAAUACGAAUCACAUGCUCAUAAGACAAAGGGUAAGUCGAUGACUAAAGAAGAAUUCGAGGCCGGAAAGAGAAUAAUGGGAAUGUUAAAAAAAGCAGAUAUGAAUAAAGAUGGUUGUUAUACAAAGGAUGAGAUCAAGCAAGCUCUAAAAAGUUUAGGUGCCUACUUCCCUGGAUGGAAAGCAGAAAGUUGUCUGCAGAAACUUGAUGGCAACAAUGAUGGCAAAAUUAGUGGUGAUGAAAUUGACGAUUUGAUUAAUCAUCUUCUUGAUCAAGGUUUUGGAAAGAAGUGA
This is a messenger RNA of Lathyrus sativus (Indian pea), 309 nucleotides long. The record is from the annotation of a GenBank genome assembly. Lineage: Eukaryota; Viridiplantae; Streptophyta; Magnoliopsida; Fabales; Fabaceae.